Molecule: messenger RNA, 1032 nt
Organism: Lodderomyces pseudojiufengensis
Lineage: Eukaryota; Fungi; Ascomycota; Pichiomycetes; Serinales; Debaryomycetaceae
Exons: 1
Coding region: 1-1032 (343 amino acids)
Molecular function (GO): oxidoreductase activity, acting on the CH-OH group of donors, NAD or NADP as acceptor
Source: RefSeq, a predicted model, not a curated record
AUGUCAACUGAAACUGUAUUUGUCACUGGUGCCACUGGUUUUAUUGCUCAACAUAUUGUCAAGCAAUUGAUUGAAAAAGGAUAUAAAACAAUUGGAUCAGUUAGAUCAAAUGAAAAAGGUGAAAAUUUAAAGUCAUUAAUCAAACAAGCUGGAUUAGAUUCAAAAUUAUUUAGUUAUGUGGUUGUUCCAGAUAUAAUUAAAAAGGAAUCAUUUGAUAAAGUUUUUGAGGAGAAUCCAGAAAUCACUGUGGUUUUGCAUACUGCUUCUCCAGUUGACUUUUCAGUUAAAGAUGUUCAAAAGGGAUUAGUUGAUCCAGCAGUUAUUGGAACUAAGAACAUAUUAAGUUCUGCUCAACAACAUAAAAAUAUAAAACAUUUGGUUAUAACUUCUUCAACAGCAACAGUACAAGAUACUACUGGUAACAGGCCAUCAACUGAACUCGUUACAGAAAAAUCAUGGAAUCCAAUCACUCAUGAUGACUUGAAAAGUCCUAGUGAUGGUCAGCUUGGUUAUAGCUUAAGUAAAACAUUAGCUGGUAAGGAAGUUGUUAAGUUCUUCGAGAAUUCGAAUCCUCAUUUUACAAUUACAUCAGUUUUACCAACUUAUGUUUUUGGUCCACAAGCAUUUGAAGUGAAAGACCCUAAUCAAUUGAACCAUUCAGCUGAGAUCGUCAACCAGGUAUUGAAGUCAAAACCAGGCGAUACUUUACCUGAACAGGUAGGAACUUUUAUUGAUGUAAGAGAUGUAGCUCAUGCUCAUUUAAAAGCAUUUGAAAUUGCUGAUAAAACUAACGGGAAAAGAUUGGUCACAGCUAAUACCUACUGGACCAAUCCAUUAAUUGCUCAUAUAAUAAACAAGAAUUUCCCUGAUUUAAAAAUCGCCAAAGGUUCAAUUGAACUUUCCGAUAAAGAAAUUAAAGACAAAGGUCAAAAGUUUGAUUUUAGUGCUACAAGGGAAAUUUUAGGAUUUGAUUAUGUUCCUUUAGAGAAGUCUGUUGUUGAUUCAGUUAAGCAAAUUCUUGCUACUAAAUAG